AUGGCUGAAAACAGGAAGAUUUCGGAUCUUUUGAAGAAUACAAAAGAUGCUCAUAGUCAGCAGACAACAACUACCGAUUACGGCAUCAAGGUCCAUGAUGUGGACCAUUGGGUGAAGACGGUCGAUCAAGGAAAGGAUAGGAUUGGACCCAGCCUGCUUGAAGAUCAAAUUGCUAGAGAACGAAUCCACCGAUUUGACCAUGAGCGCAUUCCAGAGCGGGUGGUUCACGCCCGCGGAGCUGGCGCACACGGAACCUUCAAGCUUUACAAAAGUGCUGAGGAUGUGACGUUUGCGCCGGUCCUCACCGACACCAGCCGAGAAACUCCAGUAUUUCUUCGUUUCUCUACCGUUCAAGGUAGUCGUGGAAGUGCAGAUACCGUACGCGAUGUUCGAGGCUUUGCGGUCAAAUUCUACACCGAUGAGGGGAAUUGGGAUAUCGUAGGCAAUGAUAUUCCAGUCUUCUUCAUCCAGGAAUCAAUCAAAUUUCCCGAUCUGGUUCAUGCUGUGAAACCCGAACCGCAUAACGAAGUUCCCCAGGGGCAAACCGCUCACAACAAUUUCUGGGAUUUCGUCUACUUGCACCCAGAGGCCACACACAUGUUCUUCUGGGCGAUGUCAGAUCGCGGAACACCUCGCUCUUAUCGUAUGAUGCAAGGCUUUGGCGUUAAUACCUUUUCUUUGAUCAACGCUAAGGGUGAACGUACAUUCUGCAAAUUUAUCUGGACUCCCCAACUUGGUGUACAUUCGCUUAUGUGGGAUGAGGCUCUGAAAUUGGCCGGUCAAGAUCCUGAUUUUCAUCGAAAAGAUUUGUACGAAGCCAUUAGCAACAAAGCUUUCCCAAAAUGGAAGUUUGGUCUGCAGCUUAUUCCAGAGAAGGAUCAGCAUAAUUUUGACUUCGACAUCCUCGAUGCUACAAAGGUGUGGCCUGAAGAUCUGGUACCCAUUAGAUAUAUCGGAGAGCUGGAACUUAAUCGCAAUGUCGAUGAAUACUUUCCUGAGACCGAACAGGUGGCUUUCUGUACUAGUCACAUCGUACCAGGUAUUGAUUUCACCGACGAUCCCUUACUACAAGGUCGAAACUUUUCAUACUUCGACACUCAGCUCUCGCGAUUGGGAAUAAACUGGCAAGAGUUGCCAAUCAACCGCCCAGUGUGCCCUGUGCUGAACUUCAAUCGUGAUGGUCAAGGUCGUCAUACCAUCACAAAAGGCACAGUCAACUACUGGCCUAAUCGAUUUGAAUCUAACCCGCCUGCGUCUCACAAUAAGGAAAGUGGCGGCUUCCGAAGUUAUCCCGCCAAAACAGACGGUAUCAAGGCCCGCAUGCUUUCAUCCAAGUGGACCGACUAUAUCUCUCAAGCACAACUAUUUUAUAACUCGUUGGCAACGAUUGAAAAACAGCAUAUCACCAACGCCUUCUCGUUCGAGCUAGACCAUUGUGACGAUCCUAUUGUCUACGAGCGUCUUGUCACACGCUUGGCCGAGGUCGACAUAUCUCUUGCUCAGGCUGUUGCAGAAAAAUGUGGUGCACCUACACCGAACAAACAAACACGAACAAAUGAUGGUCAUAAAAGCCAAGGUCUAAGCCAGCUAGACUUUCUCCCAGAGAAGCCAACUAUCGAGUCACGAAGGAUUGCAAUCCUCAUUGCUGAUGGCUAUGACUCAAAUUCGUAUGACGCAAUAGUUGCUGCAAUCAAAGCGCAAGGAGCUUUGCCAUUCACCAUUGCUCCUAAGCGUCAGGUCAUCAAAUCUGCUGGCGGUGGUGGAAGCAAACCAGAUCACUUCCUCAAUGGCAUGCGCAGCACUAUGUUCGACGCAGUAUUUAUACCAGACGGCGAUCAAAGCGCCCAAGCGCUUAUCGGCAUUGGUCUCGCUCGGUUCUGGGUCCGUGAGGCUUUUGGCCACCUUAAAGCCAUUGGUGCAGUGGGCGCCGGUGUCAAGUUGGUCGAGGAAGCCAUCAAGGAAGUCCGGGAGCCACCUAAGCUUGCUAAGUCAAGCUCAGGUGGGCAGAUUUUGGAAUGGUAUGGAGUGGUGACUGCUCAUGCGCCGCCAAAGGUCGGCUCGUCUAGCACAGAGAUUGCCAAAGAUCCAAAUGAUUUUGCUGAUGUUUUCUUCGCACAAGUGGCUCAGCAUCGCAAUUGGAAAAGAGAGCUUGAUGGAUUCGCUGAUCAAGUCACCGUGUAA
Exophiala aquamarina CBS 119918 is the source of this 2181-nucleotide messenger RNA. Its product is annotated as catalase A. Gene Ontology annotation, biological process: hydrogen peroxide catabolic process; response to oxidative stress. Gene Ontology annotation, molecular function: catalase activity; heme binding. The record is from RefSeq and is a predicted model, not a curated record. Gene Ontology annotation, cellular component: cytosol. NCBI's taxonomy places the organism in Eukaryota, Fungi, Ascomycota, Eurotiomycetes, Chaetothyriales, Herpotrichiellaceae. The transcript is spliced from 3 exons. Bases 1 to 2181 code for a protein of 726 amino acids.